Molecule: messenger RNA, 202 nt
Organism: Racocetra fulgida
Lineage: Eukaryota; Fungi; Glomeromycota; Glomeromycetes; Diversisporales; Gigasporaceae
Source: the annotation of a GenBank genome assembly
CACACUUAAACUGUGGGAUAUUGAAUCUCAAACCUGUGCCCGAACAUAUACUGGCCAUACGAAUGAAAAGAAUUUCGUUGGUCUAAGCGUCUCUUCAGAUUGGAUUGGUUGCGGCAGUGAAGAUAAUUGUAUCUACGUUUAUUAUAAAAAUUUAGACAAGCCGGUCGUCAAAUACAAAUUUGGAAACAUUAAUGCUGUUACG